AUGCGUCCGGAUCUUGUCGCCGUCCUGAGCGACAGCACGCUCCGUGAACUCACAGAUGAGUGCACGAUCUUGAUAUCCCGCUCCUUUCCCGAGGAGCAGCGUGGGGAGUGGAUCGAUGCCCUCGGCAAGGAGGCUUCUCAGGUGGAUGAGUUGGCCGACGCCGCUUCUGCCAUCGCACCAGCCCGCGAGCUCGUGGGCAAGUUGGUCAAGUCGACACCUGGUAUGAUUGAAUGCACGGACCGUGAGCUAGAGGGUCUGUACAAUUUGCUCACGACGCUUCUGCUUCGGUAUUACCAGCCGGAGGAGGCUCCCUUGGAAGAUCUUCUCAUGCACAUGGUCCAUGCCAUCGGCGAUGCACAGUCACCCACGGCUAUGGAGCGCAGUGUGAUCAAGUACCGAAUCCUUGCCAAUAUGUUCAACAUGCUACCGCCGCCGUCGCCGCUGCGCCGUCGCGUGUUCGAAGUUCUCUUGGCACUCGUCUCGGCGAAUGACGAUAUGGACUUUUUAGAGACUGCCUUGCAGUCUGUCCCCCAUUGGCUUGCUCAGUGGGACGUAUCUGUGCAGGAGAAGCACGAAUGCCUGAGCCGCAUUGCCGAGGCCCUCGUCGCGCCAGAGUGCGGUCCCUCCUACAAUGACAAGGCAUACGAGUUUGAGCUUCUACACUUGCGUUUCAUCUCUGCAGAGCCCUCUCUGACGAACGAGGUGCGUCAUGCAGCCGCUGAACGUGCUAUUGCCCAUAUCCUGCGCCUUCCCAAGCUGUAUGAAAUGGAAGAGCUCUUGCACGUGCCUGUGACGCUCGAACUCGCUUCCUCCCCGGUCCUUUCUCUGCUCAAAAUCAUGGUCGGUGGCAGCCGCACGGACUUUGAGUCCUGGGCUCAGACGAGCGAGGCUCAGGAUGCCAUGCGUCGCCUGCAACUGAACGAGGAGCAGCUGCUGCACAAAAUGCGACUCCUAGACCUGGCUUCGUUGUGUGCUCGCAGCGUCUCGGCGGAAGUCUCGUACGAGGACCUGGCACAGGCACUCCAUGUGCCCGUCGACGAGGUCGAGAGCUGGGUGAUUGACGUGAUUCGCGCAGGUCUCGUGUCGGGCAAGCUGUCGCAAGUGCAGCGCACGUUCCGUGUGUACCGCUCGACAUACCGCUCGUUUGAAAAAGCCCAGUGGGAGGCGCUCGAGCAGCGCCUCACACGGUGGCAAGGCAGCAUUCAGACGCUGCUCAACACGAUGGAUCAGGCACGCACACAAAUGCCCGCCGCGCUGGUGACGGAGCAGGCCCACGAAGCGAGCGAAGCGUAG
Messenger RNA from Malassezia restricta, 1293 nucleotides. RefSeq names its product translation initiation factor 3 subunit M. Gene Ontology annotation, biological process: cytoplasmic translational initiation. Gene Ontology annotation, molecular function: translation initiation factor activity. NCBI's taxonomy places the organism in Eukaryota, Fungi, Basidiomycota, Malasseziomycetes, Malasseziales, Malasseziaceae. Gene Ontology annotation, cellular component: eukaryotic translation initiation factor 3 complex; cytoplasm. The transcript has a single exon. Bases 1 to 1293 code for a protein of 430 amino acids. The record is from RefSeq and is a predicted model, not a curated record.